Molecule: messenger RNA, 2367 nt
Organism: Ochotona curzoniae (black-lipped pika)
Lineage: Eukaryota; Metazoa; Chordata; Mammalia; Lagomorpha; Ochotonidae
Exons: 1
Coding region: 403-1926 (507 amino acids)
Source: RefSeq, a predicted model, not a curated record
CGAAUAUAGAAAGGUAGGCAUAAUAUGAGAUAAGUAAAUGUGUGGAUAACCAUGUAUCUAUGCCAGUGAAAGCCGGAAUAAUUACUGUCUCUGUGCCUGGAUUGGCACCGUACUGUAUUUUAAAUUGAAGAUCUAAACAAGUGCAAGUUAACAGAAAAUUGCAGAUUUCAGUGUUAUUUAGUUAUGCAGAAAGCAGCAGUUUCCUUCCUUUUCAUUCGUACUUGAUUUCUCUUCAUUUUACUAAAUACACUGUACCCUUAACUGCUUGAGAAGCAGAAAAGUUGGGGGAAAUGCGGUUUUGUCAUGACUACUGGGGACUUGUGACGUCACUGUAAGCCCUGUGUGAUCGUAGGUGGUGUUAGCGCUCCAGGAGCGAGUGGGGGGAGAGCAGUGAAAGAGACGAUGUCGCUGUCUGAGGAGCAGCCAGCCUCUCUCACUGCCGCGAGCAGCCAGCUCUGUCAGGGCAAGCCUGCACAGUGCCAAAUGGACUCCCUAAAAGAAAUGCAUCAAGCUGGAUUCGAGUGGCAGAGGACAGAGGGAAAGCUGAAUGAAAUCGGGCUGAGUGUCAGCAUGGACGGGCAGCUGAAAGAUGGGGUUGUGAAGAAUGCCAGCUUCCUGGAGCAGAAUAAGCUCUGCUUUUUUGAAGGCAAGAGAGACAAAGAGCUCAGCAGUGAAGUACAGGACAAGGUGUAUCAAGCAGCUUCAGGUCACCUUGAGAGCAGGUAUGUGAUUUCAGAAAACUGGCAUCCCUCGAAGGGUAACUCGGUGCACCAGAAGGCAGCCGAGUUCCAUCCGGAACUCACACAAGAGCCAGACAAAAACAAAGCCAAUCCAAUUCAGGGGGAAGUGGCAGGGGGAAAUGGGGUAGAAACCAAGAGCCAGCCAGAUCUGGAUUGCCCUGGAACCACUGAUAUCCCCACUGGGUUUGCCGAAGAUCAGGAAACCACUGUUUGGAACCCCAACUUUCAUCCUGUGGCUCCGGGAUCAAAGGAGGCAACUCUAGGAAAGGAGAAUGGCAUCAUCCCUGGCUGCACAGUGAUUGGGGUGGCAGAUGAUAUUACGGGACGACUUGCAUGUGAGUCCCCACUAGUGGUGGCCAUAGGCCCCCCAGACCCUACAUCUGAGCCUUCCCCUCCUGCUUCCCCCCGCAGCACAAUGCUGGCGCUCUCCCAGGAGUGUUUGAAUGCAGGCUUGCCCGUCAGAGGCCAUGAUAAGGAACUGGAGAAGCUGAGUUCUACUGAAGAGGGGACUGUGAUUCACCAAGCCCCUCAGCAGAAAAAGGCAAUGCGCAGGGCUUUGUCUGAGUGUUCUCACCUUUCAGUUCCCCAAGCUGUCAACCUUACAGAUAAGUACCCUGAACUUCCUGCCCGAGAAGAGUUUCCCUCUGGCCUAUCGCCUCCUACUAGUGGCCCAGUACCAAGUCCUCUGCCCAGGAACCUGGGAGCCCCUGCUGUAAGGCGCUCCAUGACAGUGGCGGAAGAACAGCCAGCUGUCCCCAGACUGAGCCCCUCAGAGCCGUCCGUCUUGUCUGCUACCGAGAUACCUCCUUUGAUCUGCGAAGACUCUGCAGCCAAGAAAAGAGAAGAGUUGACCCACUUGAACAGCAGCAGCAGCAGCCCUGGGAAGAAGGAAUUCGGUGCCACUGGCUUGUAUCUCCAAACUAAGCUAGAGCAGAUUCCUGAAGCAAGCAGCAAGGAAAAGGAACAGGAAGGUUUUAGUGCAACAAAAAUUGAUUCAUGCCCCCAAGCCUGCCAGGGAAGUGAGAAACAGCCAGGACAGUCGGCUCUGGCAGGGAAGAAAGAAAUUGAGGUCACUGCAACCCAGAGUACACCAUCCCUCCUGUGUGAAGAGAGCCCACGUGAUGGUAUGUUUCUAAAUUUUGCUUCCCUUGGGAAUAAGCAGACAGCAAGAAAGGGAGCAGUGUGAUGGAUUACCGGCAGGAGAGUUAGGCAGCUUAUUGCUGUUGGAGUCUGUGACAGCUGGGGGAAAGCUUUUUCCGUUAUAUUGGAAUCUUGCUGGGAGUAAGGGAGCAGAACAGAGUGAAUCUGGCUGGGUCGAGCUGACUUGACAGUGUGGACAGAGGGUGAGGGCUGACUGGAGUGCAUGUGAGUUGGCAUCAGAAAGUGGUGGGCAUACAAGUGAAAGCCCCUUCCUUACUUGACCUCAUGUCACAUGCCCACUUCACCCGUAUGAUCCCACCCUGAGCUUCCCAUUCGUGUGAACUGGGUGACUGCUGAGCUCUAAAUCAUCCAGUCACAAAACGGUCCCUGUGUAGCUUCACAAUGGCUGUGUGAGCACUGGCCCAGCUGUCGUUCUUACACAAGCUGUGGAAGCCCUCGUUUCCAUUUUGCUUUUGAGAAUGCUUCA